CUACUACAAAAUUAACGCACCAAGAAGAAAAACAGAGAGUGAAUGCUUUCUUCGAACGCGCUCUCUCUACUAAUCUUCUUCGUCGCCGUCGUCGCCGUCGUCGUCGUCGUCUUCUCGUCGACUGUCACUGCUGAAUCUACUGUGAGUUGAAGCUCUUUGGCUGUACGUACAACUCAUUUGUGAGCAAUGAUUAGGGAUCUGAUACUCUGAUACCACCGUUUUCCUGGAGUCGUGGUGCUCCGAGUUUCUGAUCGAUCCUCUUCGUACUGCUGAAUCUGAUUUUCAGCUGCGUCUCUGUGUUGGUCAACUUCGACGGUAUAAAGAUGGUGCCUUUACCUCUAUGAGUUUUUAUUUUUCAUGUGUGGUCCUGGCUGGGGUUUGAGCUAGGGAUGGAUUUUUGAAGUGGUUAAAAAGGAUGGUUACUUUGUAGUCUGGAACCAGAUCUUUGUUUGUUAGUGGGAUAGUUAUGCCUUCUUGGUGGGGGAAGUCUUCGUCUAAAGAUGAAAAGAAGAAAGCAAACAAGGAGAGUUUUAUUGAUACGUUGCAUCGGAAAUUUAGAAUAAUAUCUGAGGAUAGGUCCAGUGGUCGGUCAAGAGGGUCACGUAGACGUUGUGACGACAUUGUUCCCGGAAGAGGAGCUCUUUCUCGAGUGCCAUCAAGAUCUCCAUCUCCUUCAACUGAAGUAUCACGUUGUCAGAGCUUUGCAGAAAGGUCUCAUGCCUUACCUCUUCCACUUCCUACUGUGCAUCCUCCUAUUGUGAGUCGCACUGAUUCGGGAAUUAAUGCAUCAAAAGGACCGGGAUUGAAUAGAAGUUCUAAGCCUUCAUUUGUACCACUUCCAAAGCCCCAAAGUGCUGCAAGCAGGAUCGAUUAUACAGGUACUGAGGCUGACUUGGCGACUGCUUCUGUAUCAAGUGGAAGUUCUGUGGGUGACAACCCAUCCGACUCACUUCCCAGUCCCUUGGCUUCUGAUUGUGAAAAUGGGAACAGGGCUGCUGUUGGCAACUCUUCGAGGGACCAAUCCCCUCAUGGUCACAAAUACUCAGCUGAGCUUCUCAUGCCAGUUCCUGUUUUAAGUAAUAAAACUCAGAUUCUGUCGACAUCUCCUAAACGGAGACCUCUUGGCAGCCAUGUGCAGAAUCUACAAAUUCCUCGAAGAGAUAUUCUCUGCAGUGCUCCAGACAGCUUGUUGUCUAGUCCUUCUAGGAGUCCGAUGCGAUCAUGUGUUCCGGAUCAAGUCUCAAACCAUGGAUUGUUAUUUGGAAAACCAUAUUCAGAUGUUUCCUUGCUUGGGUCUGGGCAAUGCUCAAGCCCAGGUUCAGGUUACAACUCUGGUAAUAAUUCCAUUGGUGGAGAUAUGUCUGGUCAGCUGUUUUGGCUUCAGAGCAGGUGCAGUCCUGAAUGUUCCCCUGUUCCUAGUCCAAGAAUGACAAGCCCUGGUCCUAGUUCCAGAAUACACAGUGGAACCGUUACCCCACUUCAUCCACGAGCUGGAGGAUCAACCACUGGGUCUCCAACUAGACGGCUCGAUGAUAGCAAACAGCAAAGUCAUCGCCUCCCUCUCCCGCCGUUAACAAUUUCAAAUACUUGCCCAUUUUCUCCCACCUAUUCAGCAGCCACCUCUCCGUCAGUCCCCCGAAGUCCUGCAAGGGCGGAGGCUAUAGUGAGCCCUGGAUCACGGUGGAAGAAAGGGCGUUUACUUGGGCGGGGCAGUUUUGGACAUGUGUAUCUUGGUUUCAACAGUGAAAGUGGUGAGAUGUGUGCCAUGAAAGAAGUUACCCUAUGUCCGGAUGAUCCAAAGUCGAAGGAGUGCGCUCAGCAGCUGGGGCAAGAGAUUGCACUUCUAAGCCGGUUAAGACAUCCUAAUAUAGUACAGUACUAUGGCUCUGAAACUGUAGAUGACAAGCUGUAUAUAUAUCUGGAGUUUGUCUCUGGUGGUUCAAUCUAUAAGCUUCUUCAAGAAUAUGGACAGUUCGGGGGGAAUGCAAUUCGUAACUACACACACCAAAUUUUGUCAGGGCUUGCCUAUUUGCAUGGGAAAAAAACUGUGCAUAGAGACAUCAAAGGAGCAAAUAUAUUGGUGGAUCCCCAUGGACGGGUGAAGUUGGCAGAUUUUGGAAUGGCAAAACAUAUUACUGCUCAGUCUGGUCCUUUAUCAUUCAAGGGGAGCCCUUAUUGGAUGGCACCCGAGGUUAUAAAGAACUCAAGUGGCAGUAACCUUGCACGCGACAUAUGGAGUCUUGGAUGUACAGUUCUGGAAAUGGCUACAACAAAACCACCAUGGAGCCAGUAUGAAGGGGUUCCGGCAAUGUUCAAGAUUGGGAAUAGCAAGGAACUUCCAGAGAUCCCGGAUCAUUUGUCGGAGGAGGGAAAGGACUUUGUGAGACAAUGCCUACAGAGGAAUCCUGCAAAUCGUCCUUCGGCUGCCGAACUUUUAGAGCACCCAUUUGUAAGAAACGCCGGGCAGCCGCUAGAAAGGCCUAUCACGAGCGCUGAGCCCGCAGAAACCACCAUGCCUAUGGCAUCAAAUGCUACGAGAUCAGAGGAUAUGGCAACUGCAAGAAGUCUUCCAUGCCUGCUGGACUCAGAAGAUGCAACCAAUCUUCAACCCAAAAGUUUAAAACCCGGCUCAGUGUUUAGUGCAUCCCAUUCGCCAAGGAACUCGUCAUGUCCGAUUUCACCAAUCGAGAGUCUGAUCCUUCACGCACGUUCUCCACAGCACAUAAGCGGGAGAAGGUCGCCGUCCCCAAUAUCAAGCCCACAUUGUGUCUCUGGUUCAUCAACACCUCUAACCGGAGGUGGCAAUGGGGCCAUCCCGUUCCAUCACCAAAGACAGAUAGUAACUAACUAUGUGCAUGAAGGCAUAGGAUCCAGCAGAAGCCCUGGGAACAACUGCUUCUACGGAAACAGCAACAUGUUCCAAGACCUAAGGCACGAUAAUAUCUCCCGGGGUAAUACCAGGACGCAGCCUCAUGUUUUCUGGGAGAACAAUGGUUCCAUCCAACCGAGCUACGAGUGGAAUAAUCUCAAGGACAGUCAGCCUGUCCUGUCGGAUCAUGUGUCCCAACAGCUCCUAAGUGAGCAUCUGAAACUGAAAACACUUGACCUGAGAUCUGGUUUCUUGAUUCCUGGUCCCACCAAUGGAGGAACGUAGCUUGGUGGCCCCUCUGUUUCAGUAGCUUUUGGAGUUACAGCCAUAGUUAGGUUGUUAGGAACCAACCAACCCUUCAUCAGGACCAGGCUUCUUUUGCAGAGUAGUAGUACCAAUAGCCUGAAGAUAGGGUCGGGAUCAAAAUUCGCAAGACUGGUUUUUGGAAUUCAGAAGAGCUCUUCUUUGGUGAGGAACGUUCAUUCAUGCAAAAAGGGAAGAAAUGUACAUUUUGUAUUCCCUUUUGGAACCAGGAAAAUGGGAGACAGACUGAAGAGAAAUGUACAUCUGUGUACAGAAGCUUCGGGAUGAAGUGAAGGGCUCUGAAGUAGUCAUUUGUAUCUCUUUGGUAAUGAGAAAAGGUGGGAAAUAUAUGAGCAAAAGCUCGAACCAAAGGAUCAAAUCCCAUGUACCGUUAUUUGAAAUUUGAAAAAUAAAUUAAUUUGGUCAUUCACUU
Messenger RNA from Tarenaya hassleriana, 3605 nucleotides. RefSeq names its product mitogen-activated protein kinase kinase kinase YODA-like. Bases 467 to 3154 code for a protein of 895 amino acids. The transcript is spliced from 12 exons. Gene Ontology annotation, biological process: protein phosphorylation. Lineage: Eukaryota; Viridiplantae; Streptophyta; Magnoliopsida; Brassicales; Cleomaceae. Gene Ontology annotation, molecular function: protein kinase activity; ATP binding. The record is from RefSeq and is a predicted model, not a curated record.